CUUUCACGUGUAUUUCUAGCUUGCUUUUCGGCGGCAGGUGCAACCUCAGCACCAACCAUAACACCGGGAUAAAGCUAACGGGACUCUAGAGACGCAAUGCACCGAGUACUGUUGGUGUUUCUGGCCGCUGCCGGGGCGUCGGUCCUCGGCCCCCCCAGGCUCAACGGGUCCCCGGUGGCCGGGCCCUGCCUCGCCCCGCCGCAGUGGGAGGGCAGCUGGGUGCUGUACGACCACAGCACCGGGAGAAACAACCGGGCCGCCGUGUCCUACGACGGCCUGAACCACAGGAUCCGGAUCCUGCAGCAGAACAAGAAACACACCCCGUGUCAGAAGUUCUUUGAAUACAUCUACUUGUACCAGAGCAUGGUGAUGUUCCAGAUCGAUCAGAAGACCAAGGACUGCUCUAAGGUGGCUCUGACGGAGGACUGGGACCCCUUCGACAUCCCAGACAACUCCACCUUCGAGGACCAGUACAUCAUCGGAGGCCCCGGGGACAACGUGGAGGUCCAGGAGUGGUCGGACAGGAAGCCGGCACGCCGACAUGAGACCUGGGUGGGCGUUUACACCGUGAAGGACUGCUACCCGGUGCAGGAGACCUACGUCAGGAACAGCAGCGUCACCACCUCCACCCGCUUCUUCAACCUCCGCCUGGGCAUCAGAGACCCCGACGUCUUCACCCCGCCCAGCACCUGUCAGUCAGCCCGGCCCCAGAGGAUGGACGAGUCCACCUGCUGAGUCCACUGCUGAGUCCACCUGCCGACCCCCGCCUUUGACCUUUUAGAUCCUUAACAUCCGUCUGUAUGAAGGGAAAUAUGGUGCGUAACUAUGGUGCGUAACUACGGUAAAUAUGUGCGAGAGCUUGUAGACCUGAUGUGAAAAAUGCACAUUUCAACUACAAGUUCAGAUUUUUUUUAAACAACCUCUUAGGUUAGGGUAGAAACGUAGCGCCCUGGAUGGGCCCUGCGAGGGGCACCGGCACAAGGGGGACCACCAGUGGGAAUAAAACACUUAAAACCUCCUUUAAAAAACCUGGUUCGGGUCUAAAAAGCUGUUUAAAAGAAGGCCAAAGGACCACAGGACAGGACGGACAGCGGGGACAUAAAACUCUAAAUAAAAGGUCUCCUCCACUCCGACUCUCUCCCCGAGACACUAACACAUGAUUACAAUAAAUACAAUUACAAUAAUUAAAAUAUAUAUACACAUUUUCACAAAUUUUAACACAAUUUUCCGUUCUGCAAGUGCUCACAUCAGUCUACAAGCUCUAGCGCUGCGCACCGUAACGACCGUCACUCUUCUGAGUCCGAAAUCCCCCCGACCCUCGAAUCUUCAGUCAUUACUAUCUACGUAACGGACUCUCAGUCGGUUACUCACAGCGAUUAGGAAACUGAGACUCUUUAUUUACUAUAUUAAUCAGCUUUCCUGUAAAUGUGCCGGUGUCGUGCAGCCAGUAAACCUUUCUGACUGUACUGCUAGUUACCCGUUACUCCUAGUAACCGGAGCAACCGGAGGCAGUCUCGCAUCGCCAGACCCUCCUCCACAGCGCGGCGGAGGAGGGUCUGGCUAGUCCACACAGCAUUCUGGGAUGGGAGAAACGUGUGCUCUUGUUAAUUGACUUUUUUUUUAAACCAUGUUAACAGACAGAAGUGUACAUGCCCUAGACAUUUAUUUUAUUCUUUUCAUUCUGUUGCACCGGGCUACAUAGAGCACACAUUUCACACUCAGAUGACAUGGUGCAGGGUAAUUAUAGAGCAUAUAGAGCAUCGUAAAGUUGAAAGGGAGUGAUUUCGGACGCAGUCUUUGUCUCGUGUUUUAUAGAACGGUUUGAUUAUUUGCUGCUAAUUAGCUGGAACUGUUUUCAGGACCAACGGGCCCUCUCAUGCUGCAGUCUAACGAACUAGCUCAUUAACCGAUUCGCUUCAUGCUUAAAGAAAGGUGACGUUUAGUGUUGGCAGAGCAGUCAAGUCAUGUUAUUAAUUAACCAGCUACCAGGCUAGCGGUUAGUUGGGUUUCAGGAGUCGUUUUAAUUACAUGCUGACGAGCGUUUGCUAAUUUCUUUGCUCACGGCCGGCGGUUUGAUAAAUCCAAAUCAUACACGUGAAGCGCCUCAGAAAAACAUGAGCAGACGCUAAAAUCUCAGGCGUAAUGGUCUUUAAUUUCCAUUGAGAUCCAGGCAUAUUUACUCAGACAUGCAGUGUUGUUUUUUUAGGUUUAAAAGACUUUUUUUCUUUUUUUUUCCAGUCCCAAUAUAUUGCGUUCAGCUUUAUCUAAACAGCACAUUUCAACAACGAGGCGAUUCACAAUGCUUUACGUAAAACAUUCGAGAGCAUUUAAUAAUCAUUAAGGAGAAUAUUUACCCUCCUGUUGUCCUCGGGGUCCAACCUGACCCGUUUUUCAAAGUUUCCACUCAAAAAAUAUGUGUUUGUUUUAACCAAAUUGGCAAAAAAAACAAAAAAAAACACGGUUGGUUCAAUACAACAUUCUUCGCAAUAUCAUUGAAUUCUGGAUGUUAUGUUAAAUUUUACAGCAUUUGGAGGAGAAAAAACUGUUUAAAUGGUUUAAAAAACAUUUCCGUAAUGAACUCUGACAAAAGUCUUCCUCGUAUUUUAACUUAAUUGUCAAUGUUUCAUAAUUUCUGCUUUUAAACUCAAAAAUUAGGCAUAAAAUAAUACAAAUGAGGUUUAUUAUGGAUUUUUAAAAAAUUAUUUAAUGCGUAGAAUCCAUCACUUUCAUUAGUAUAGGAUUAUUAUUUUAGGAAUUAUGCAUGACAUUUAAAUUAGCAUUUUUGCAAAAGUUUCACGUACGCCCUGCGGUACGCCAAAGUACCCCUAGGGGUACACCACCCCUGUAGUACUCCAAAGUACCCCUAGGGGUACACCACCCCUGUAGUACUCCAAAGUACCCCUAGUGGUACACCACCCCUGUAGUACUCCAAAGUACCCCUAGUGGUACACCACCCCUGUAGUACUCCAAAGUACCCCUAGUGGUACACCACCCCUGUAGUACUCCAAAGUACCCCUAGUGGUACAUGUACCCCCAAUUUGAGAAACAAUGUUGUGGGUGCUUUUCUUGAUGUUUUUUUCAAUUUCUUUUGAUAUUUUUAAUGUUGAUAUUUUCAGCGCUUAUUUCAACGGCCCAUUUUUUUGUAAAAAAAUUUUUUUUAUAAAUUAUCUGAAAAUGGGUCAAUUUGACCCAAGGACAACAUGAGGGUCAAAAAGGGACAAGUACAUAAAUCAGCAUGAGCACAAAGUCCAACAUUUAGAGUAAGUGUGCCAGGUUUAGCCCCGCAGGCUAAUGCUCAUCAGCAGGUUGAUGGUUUAACCCUCCUGGUGUCUUCAGGUCUAACGUGACCCUUUUCCAAAAAGUUUCUAUGUCAGAAAUUUGGGUUCCUUUCAACAAUAAUGUCCAAAAAAGUAACGUGGAGGGUUCCCAACAACGCUCCUCGCAAGUUAAAUAAAUAAUGAGUUCACUACUUUUCAUUGAAUUUGUGUUUUUUGUCAAUUUUACAGCAUUUGGUGCGUAAAAACCGCUGCUCCGUGCUGAGCUCUGAGACCGGGGACAGAGAGCUGAGCUGUCUAGUUCCUCAUGUAGCAGCAGAUCAGAAAUAAACCGCUCAGCUAUUUAUAAACUAACACAGGGGGGUAGAAAGUAGAAACUCACGGCUACAAUGUCAUAUGUAUGAAUAUUGGUUUUUAUUUAAGCAAUAAAGCAACUGUCUGGAAUCUA
Etheostoma spectabile (orangethroat darter) is the source of this 3723-nucleotide messenger RNA. It is a transcript of the gene epdr1, whose product is annotated as ependymin related 1. Bases 97 to 735 code for a protein of 212 amino acids. Gene Ontology annotation, biological process: cell-matrix adhesion. Lineage: Eukaryota; Metazoa; Chordata; Actinopteri; Perciformes; Percidae. Gene Ontology annotation, cellular component: extracellular region; lysosome. Gene Ontology annotation, molecular function: calcium ion binding. The record is from RefSeq and is a predicted model, not a curated record. The transcript has 3 exons.